GAAAUGCACAAUUUUGAGGACGAAUUAACAUGUCCAAUUUGUUACAGUAUUUUUGAAGAUCCUCGUGUACUACCAUGCUCUCAUACAUUUUGUAGAAAUUGUUUGGAAAAUGUUCUUCAGGCAUCUGGCAACUUUUACAUAUGGAGACCUUUACGAAUUCCACUCAAAUGCCCUAAUUGCAGGAGUAUUAUUGAAAUUGCUCCAACUGGUAUUGAGUCUUUGCCUGUUAAUUUUGCAUUAAGGGCUAUUAUUGAAAAAUACCAGCAAGAAGACCAUCCAGAUAUUGUCACCUGCCCUGAACAUUACCGACAGCCAUUAAAUGUUUACUGUCUACUGGAUAAAAAAUUAGUGUGUGGCCAUUGUCUCACCAUAGGUCAACAUCAUGGACAUCCUAUAGAUGAUCUUCAAAGUGCCUAUCUAAAAGAAAAGGACACGCCUCAAAAACUGCUUGAACAGUUAACUGAUACAUACUGGACAGAUCUCAUUCAUCAUCUUGAAAAGCUAGAACAACAAAAAUCUCAUUCUGAGAAAAUGGUCCAAGGUGAUAAAGAAGUUGUUCUCCAGUAUUUUAAGGAACUCAGUGAUACAGUAGAACAGAAGAAAAAAAUUUUCUUAGCUGCUCUCUCUGAUGUUGGAAAUCUGAUUAGUCAAGAAUAUACCCCACAAAUUGAAAGAAUGAAAGAAAUAAGAGAGCAGCAGCUUGAAUUGAUGACACUGAUAGCAUCUUUGCAAGAAGAAUCUCCACUGAAAUUUCUUGAAAGAGUUGAUGAUGUCCGUCAGCGUGUGCAGGUCUUGAAACAAAGACCACUUCCUGAAGUCCAACCUGUUGAAAUUUAUCCUCGAGUAAGCCAAGUACUGAAAGAAGAAUGGUGUAGAACAGAAAUUGGACAAAUCAAGACAGUCCUCAUUCCUGAAAUGAAAAUUUCUUCAAAAAGGACACCGUCAUCUUCCUUGCAUGAUAAGGAUGAAAAAGAAGUUGAACUUUUUAAAAUUUUAAAUAUUGUUAUAGUUGCAUUAAUAUCAGUAAUAUUAAUGUUGAUACUUUUUUUUGACCAACAUAUAAUCACCUUUUUAAAUGAAAUCACUUCAGUAUGUUUUUCUGAAGCUUCUCUAUCUGUAUAUCAAAAAUUUUCUAACAAUUUGUAUGGUUUAAAGGAUAGACUAUGUAAAACUUUAUAUUCACUUAAGGAAUUCAUUUGGAAAAUAGUUUCUCUAUGAAAAUCCAAAUCUAAAUUGCUUUACUUGGCUUAGUCUAUGAAGACUAUAAAUG
This is a messenger RNA of Chrysochloris asiatica (Cape golden mole), 1270 nucleotides long. RefSeq names its product tripartite motif containing 59 (gene TRIM59). Gene Ontology annotation, molecular function: zinc ion binding. The record is from RefSeq and is a predicted model, not a curated record. Lineage: Eukaryota; Metazoa; Chordata; Mammalia; Afrosoricida; Chrysochloridae. The transcript has a single exon. Bases 4 to 1218 code for a protein of 404 amino acids. Gene Ontology annotation, cellular component: centrosome; intraciliary transport particle B; cilium. Gene Ontology annotation, biological process: cilium assembly.